Molecule: messenger RNA, 1812 nt
Organism: Dentiscutata heterogama
Lineage: Eukaryota; Fungi; Glomeromycota; Glomeromycetes; Diversisporales; Gigasporaceae
Source: the annotation of a GenBank genome assembly
AUGUCUAGUGCAACAACUGACUGGCGACUUCUUCUCAGCGAGGACGAAAGGAAGAUUAAUGUUGGCAGGUUUUAUAAAGUCUUAGAGCUCUUUAAUCAACCUAGCGUUUAUAUAUUUCAGAUAUCGAAACAGUUGGAAAUUGAUUUUCAUAAUUGUGCAAAUUCCAAAGAUGAAUACAACCAGCUGAUUGAAACAAAGUUACGAGAGUUAACUAACAAAAUUCAACGAAGCGUUCAGAUACAACAGCAACAACAAGCACAAGGGAAUGCUGCGUCAUCACAACAACCUCAAGUCGUUCAACAACAGCCGCAACAAGCACAAACUUUACUAGUUCAACGAUUACAAAAUUCACAGUCACAGCAAUUACAACAACAAAUUCUGACACAGACUCUUCAACAACAGCAGCAACUGGUUCCUUCUCGACAGCAGCAGCAGCAGGCACAAACCCAAAGGAUUCUAUUGCAACAACAACGUCCGCAACCUCAAGUCGCUCAACAACAAUCGCAACAAGUACAAACUUUAAUACCUCAACAAUUACUAAAUUCACAAUCACAAAAAUUGCAGCAACAAAUUCCGAUACAGACUCUUCAACAACAGCAGCAACCGAUUCCUUCUCCACAACAACAGCAAGCACAAACCCAAAGAAUUCUAUUACAACAACAGCAACCAACCUCAAGUCAUUCACAAUCAAUCACAACAAACACAAACUCUACCUCAACGUUUACCAAAUUCACAAUCACAGCAAUUGCAGCAACAAAUUCUGAUACAGACUCUUCAACAACAGCAACUAGCGGCUGCUCAGCAACUACGACUACAACAACAGACGCAAAAGAAUGUUGCGCUAUCGCAGCAACCUCAAGUCGCUCAACAACAAUCGCAACUAGCACAAACCUUAGUAUCUCAACUAUUAACAAAUUCACAAUCACUGCAAUUGCAGCAGCAACCGGUUCAUUCUUUACAACAACAGCAGCAAGCACAAACCCAAAGAUUCCUAUUACAACAGCAACGCCUGGCUCUUACACAACAAUUGAUAAGAAAGAAGCAUUAGAAAUGAUAAGACAAAUAGAUGAUAAGAUUAGAAAAAAGAAAAUUCAAUAUCACAAAAUUAAUCAUUCAGAAGAAGACAAAAAACAAAUAAGGAUUAAAUUACAUAUGUUGGCUCAGAUGUACAAAAAAGUUGACGAAAUAUUACCGUACUUUUGGCAUUAUACAAAAUCAAGUAAAGGAACACAUCACCUAUUGGGCAUGAAAUACAUAAUAGAAGAUCAAUUUAAAGCUCUAUCCUUUGGAAAAUAUCUACUUAAAUUGAACUUUGUUGAAAAUUUAUUCCAACAAUUUCGUAAAUAUUUUGUUUUCGUGGGAUGUCGUAAAAGAGGUGUUGAAGAUACUUCUGGAUUAAUGAAUUUUAAUCUUUUUGUCACCCCACAACAACCUCAACAACCUCAACAACCUCAACCAAACGUAAACAGUCUUUUUAUGCCACCAAUAAAUUCAAUAUUGCCGAACUCACUUGUUUUUCCUAAUAUGCCAAGUACUUAUGGUAGCUUAUUUAUCCCCAUAAAAAAGCAUCAAUCAUCAGUUGACCAAAAUGUACCACGGUCAAAUAAGAGGCGGCGAACCAAAUCCAAUAGUAUAGACAACACUGCUGAUAGUACGCAAAAUAUUUCGACAGAAAUAUUGGCAAAUAUUAUUGCCGACCUUAUCGUAAUUCCACAUGAUACCAAACCAACUUCAUCUGAAGCUCAAGAAUCAAAUAAGGGAGGUGACACUACUGAGGAUUAUCACACAGGCACACAACUACUUAUAAAUUGA